UACAUCAUCAAAACGUUCCCUUCAUUAAGCAUACCCCAUAACUCGACUAUCCUCCUAUCACCACCACCAUCGCGCUCGUUAAAAGUCGACCCUUAAUCCUAGAGACCUACCGACAGGCUCAAAUAGUUAAACAUUCCGCAGGCUCGGUCGCAAUAACUCGCGCUAUCGCUCAUUAAGAUACUGAACGGAUUCGAAAAUGGUCACUGAACCUCGGCGAACCGACCUGGGCCAUCUAUAUUCAUGAAUUCGUCAGAAGAUAUACUCCGUUAACAACCAUGGAUUACCAGCGCCAAAAUGGCGGACCCGGCUUUGGCCGUGAUUCUAAUAGAGCUGAAAGAUUUGAGGACGAGAAGAGGCGCAUUGUGGAAAGUUGCUUCAACAAGAAGGAUGUUGAUGGGUCAAUACUCGAAACAUAUAUUACCCAUAUUAGAAUAACUGAGUAUUCUUCCCACCCGUCCUCACCUCCGCCGCCCGAAGCACGAUCGCAGUCCGAAAAACCUCGAGUCAUCAUUGUGGCAGUGCGGAAGUCAGGCCGGGUGCGCAUGCACAAGUCCAAAGAGAAUGUAAACGGCUCAUUCUCUAUUGGAAAGACCUGGGACUUAAACGAUCUUAGUGCUAUCGAGUCCUUUACUUCUUCGAAUUGCGAUCCGCAGAAACGAGAAUGGGCUGGUGAGACCGGGUUUGUCGUUAACGUCGGGAAGCCUUACUACUGGCAGGCCCAAGCCGACAAGGAGAAGAAAUUUUUUAUUGCCAGCCUCAUCAAGAUUUAUGGGAAGUACACAGGUGGUAGCGUACCAGAGUUGAAAGGCUUCGACUCCCGCGAAUUAGAACAAGUUUUAGGGUCACGAAGGCCACCACCAGGUCGAGUACCUACUUUACCUACUUCAGAAUCGAGUCCCUCGUUGCGAACUGGCCCUACUCCUACACCUCCUCCUUCAAGGCCAAUUGCCACUCCCCCACGAAUGGAACCUAAAAUCUCAAGACCCGAUCUCACACAAUCUCAACCCAAUAUUGCACCUAUUCAGAACAAUGUUCCUCCUGCAGCCACCAUUAGCGGAUUCCAACCCUUCCGCCCUAAUCAGCCUCCUGGUUCACCUGCGCGUAAGCUAGCCCCUCCUAACGGAACUUCUUCGCCAGCACCGUCACUCGGUGCAGACUCCGCUCGCACAGGGAACCAAACUGCCGCUUUACGUAGACUAGCUGGGAAUAAUAAGAGUCAAGAAUCCAUAGCAGCUUCUAUUUCUACAACGAGAAGUGAUGAUACUUCAAGCAUACCGCCGCGAUCAAGGGGAGGGUUAGCUGGGCCUGGUGCCUUGGGUAGAUUUGGUGAUCCUUCUGGGUCGACUUCACAAAUGGACUUACCUGAUAGGAAAAGACCGCCAAUGGAUCCGACGAGGCCGAAAGAAACCACAGAUGAUGACCUUGUACCAGCACCAUUAAUGAGCCAGGGAAUGCGAAGGGAACCACCGCCAAGAAAUACAGAUCGGAUGUCGCCCCGAAAGAAUUCCGCCGACAGUAGGAUGGAGACUGGCUUUCCCGCGGUGAAGCAAGCACCGGCACCGGCACCGGAGCCUAUUCCUGAUGUUCCCUCGAGUCCAGUAGAUAGAACAAAUGGCACGGCAUCUGCAUCUGGAUCGGUUGUCGAAACUAAGGCACCCGGAUCACCGCCUGCCAGUCCACCGGUGAAAGAGGAGACCCGUCCAGGAUUAGGACCUAUGAUUAAGCCGAAGUCUCAGCGCGAUCUGGCUGGGGCCUUGUGGAAAGCGGCUUCGGCAGCAGCAGCAUUUAAACCGCGGCCUGGCGGAGCUGGGGAGCGAUUGCGCGAAAUGCAAAGCAAGACAAACCUCAAUGGUCCGGACGGAAUAACGAGCGUCGUCCCAGCACCGCCAAGACCAGAACCCAAGCCGGAAAUUCCCAAACCUUUAGACCUUGAGAAGAAGCCCAUUGAUAAAGCUUCCCUCGUCCCUGAAGUGAAGGUUACGGUGCCUAAUUCCAGCCGGCCGACUAGUUUACAAGCUUCCGCCAAAGAAAAACGGAGGCAGAGUAUGGAGGCAGCUCGUCAGCAGGAAGCCUCGCGACGCCUAACCGUAGCCGGUAAUGAUACAAAAUACCUAUCCGCUCUCGGCGUGGAUACGAAUCUAUUCCUUGAUAAGACCUCAGAAUUUGCUAGAUGGCUAGAUCACUUUGGUUGGGUGCCUGGUGAGCAAAUGCGAGGUCGUAAUUUCGAGGAGAUGAAACUUGAUAUAGACCGGGAGCUUAAUAAAGCUCAGGCUGGAGGUUGGGUCGUCCGAUUCCAAGAAGAGGAUGAUCGAGUGGAAGCAAUUAAAAAGGGUCUUGAUGUUGCCAUCGCAGAGUGUGAUGAGCUCGACAACUUACUAACUUUAUACAGCGUGGAACUAUCUACAUUAUCCGAUGAUAUCGCAUACAUAGAGGCGCAGGGCCAGGGUCUGCAAGUACAAGCAGCAAAUCAAAAACUACUUAGGAAAGAGUUGGAAUCUCUGCUUGAUACAUGUGCCAUCACCUCCGAUGAUCUGCGAGCUCUUACGACAGCACCCCUCGAGACGACCUCAGGCCUUGAAGAAGUCGAGACAGCGCUUGUUACCUUGUACAAGGCGAUGAUGAAAAUUGACUCCUCUGCCGCAGGAUCAGAGCUUCGAAAGAGCGAAGACGCAGGACAAAAUUCUACUCUCAAUACUGAUUACGGCAAAAUGCGUAUCGUCCAAGAGAAAAAGGAGAUGUACCGUGCAGAAAGCGUAGCAUUCCUCCAAAGAUUCAGUGCUUUCAUGUCCCGGCGAUUUGAUGAGGCAGCCCAGGAAAUCAGGUCGGCCGUAGACGGAGCUUUAUCAAAAAAGAUAGAUCCCGCACACCACGACAUCGGGCGAGAGUUGCUCUGGCAAUAUAGUCCUCUUAUACUCUACGCUAGGGAGGUAAACCUUGAAGGUUGGAAUAAGUGCUUACAGGUAUACCAAGAGAAGAAUCUCCCGCUCUAUAAAUCGAGAUUCAAGGACAUACUCGAUUCGUGGAAGCGGAAUGCCAGGAAGCCUUCGGGUGACGAAGCAGAGCUUCUCUUCACUGCCGAAAUCGAGAGACAGCAGGAAGGCACAAUGGCUACCGCCAGAAAGAUCACCGUAAAACGAAGCCAGACUCUGGCUAGGAGCUUGCGGGGUCCCCUUGGCGACGGUAGUAAGACGAACCUUGACAAAAUUUCGGACGGUCGUAAUCUACCGUACGAAGUAUUUGCAGGCAUGAUGGAUGACCUUGUACCCCUUAUCGAAAUCGAGCAAAACUUCAUCGUUGAUUUUUUCCAUGCGACCACUUUAGAGACAGCGGAUUUUCCUGAUCUUGUGGCUGCGUCAAAACCACGAGAUCGACGAGGCGGUGACCUGAAACGACACAGGCUGAUGGAACCUGACCGGGAAUUGGCUAGGAGAGUAACACGAGCCAUGGAAGCAAUAUUCUCAUUCUUGGAGCAAGACUUGCAGAAUACGAUCGACUGGGUGUUAUCGCAGGAUCCAUUACAAGGAGUCGGCAUUCUCGCAGUACUCGAGCACAAGCAUCUAGAAAUAACGCAGUCUAAUCAAGAUUUCUUAAACAACGUGUUGCAGAAGCUUCACGGUAAUCUCGAGGGGCGUUUCACGAAAUUCGUGGAGGGGCAGAUUCGUGCAAUCGAGGAUACGAAGGUUAAGAUUAAGAAACGCAGGGGUGUAAUCUCCUUCAUGCGAGUCUUCCCCCAUUUCUCAAAUGCUGUGGAAAUGAUGCUAGUGACAGUCGAUACGAAUUCUUCUGUUAGAAAAACUGUAGACAGAGAGUACGACCGUAUCAUCAAGACUAUGUUCGAUUCCCUUAAGGUUAUUGCUCGCGAGAACCCCUCCACUCUCACAAGUAGCGGAGCCGAUCCAGAGGACAAGGAAGCGCUGAACUACCAUAUCCUCCUUAUCGAGAAUAUGAACCACUUCCUUGAGGAGCUCGAUACUCAUGGUUUGGAGAUACUCGAAGACUGGAAAGAAGCUGCGGCAGGCGAAAUGAGCGAGCACAUGGGUCUUUAUCUCAAUGCAAUCAUGCGCCGACCGCUGGGCAAGUUGCUCGAAUAUCUCGAAAAUAUCGAAGCGCAACUCGCCACGGGAAAGAGUCCCGCAAUUGUGGCCGCACAACCGAGCAACGCAAGGGGGACGUUCAAUAAGAUCCUCAGCGGCUACGAUGCUCGCGAAGUACGCAAAGGUGUCGAAGCAUUGCGAAAACGAGUCGAAAAACACUUCGGCGACGCUGACGACCCAAGCUUAAGCCGUGGUCUAGUCAACAGGGUCCUCCGAGAAUGCGAGAAGUACUAUGGAGAAAUCGAGGUUCGGAUUUCCACAGUUACAACAACGGUAUACGGCGGUGAUGUGCUAUUUGAAUGGCCUCGCGCCGAUGUAAAGAGUGCCUUCGCCACUACCGGUCGGUAGGUCGGACCGAGUGACUGGAAGCACACAUCUUCUCUCGGGCGCAAGUCGACAAGCAGCGGACGGUCCCGUAUUAUAACAUCGAUGGAUGGUUGGCAUGAUGGGAGUUCGGGCGGUAGUACAUAUUCACGAUAAUUGUAUAAGAUGACUGAUUCAUCCAUGCGUGACUCUACCGCGUGUUGCGAGAAAAUUGCAGACUAGGUGUACGAAUAGCUAUAUACCUGGAUCCUUCACUGCUAGCAAUUAGGUUAAAGGGUUAUAUCUAUUCCUACGUCUUCUAAUUCUUGCGUAUCAAUCUCGAAUUCUAUAUGGUAUGAGUUUCGACUUGACGUUGAUACGAUAAUGGUAACCACUAGGAACAACACAACCCAGUCACUCGUAGGGGGUAAAUAGUAAGAUCGUAACUAGAUCAUUAUGCUAGUGAACUUGGCAUGGG
Molecule: messenger RNA, 4875 nt
Organism: Daldinia vernicosa
Lineage: Eukaryota; Fungi; Ascomycota; Sordariomycetes; Xylariales; Hypoxylaceae
Product: exocyst complex component Sec3-domain-containing protein
Exons: 4
Coding region: 276-4442 (1388 amino acids)
Biological process (GO): exocytosis; Golgi to plasma membrane transport
Cellular component (GO): plasma membrane; exocyst
Molecular function (GO): phosphatidylinositol-4,5-bisphosphate binding
Source: RefSeq, a predicted model, not a curated record